AUGUCCUCCAAAAGGGGGAAUAUUCAGCCGAAGCCAAACACAGAUCACCAAGAAGUGGCAAGCAAGUCUCAUAUCUCAGGACUGGACAAGAUCCUCGCAAAGCUGUCUCCCAAACCCCAAUCUAAUGCCAAAAAAGCUCCCAUGGCCUCUGAAACCAAGGGAAAGCCAGAUGAUAAGCGUUCAUUGCAGUCCGAUAGCCAGCAACGAGACUUGCGGUCUGUCAGUAGCCCGCCCCGAACCAUCAGCAAAGACCUGGCUUACAGCGAAACAUCCUUUCCAAAGCAGGCAGUAAAGUCUUCUAUUGCAGCGCCUUUCAUGAAUAAUGCAGAGAGCGUUGGCAACACCAACAUUAGUCUCGUCGACACAGCUGAAAUGCUUCGCUUGAAGCAGGAGCUCAUUGCUGCCAACUCUCGCAUUGCCCAGCAGGAGCAAGAACUAGCACAGACUCGCGUCAUAAAACAUACACUCGAUCAGGCCCUUGGACCUCCGUCUGAAGCUGACUUUGGGGGUCGUGAAAUUACGGAUCACACAAUUAGCGGCCUACAGUCUGCUUUCAAUGCCUCCGCUAAAGCUUACAAUGACAGAACAGACUCCUGGGUUCCGGAUGAUGCCAAAUCAGAUAUAUCCGAAUCACUCUCUGCUGGAGCGUACAAUAGAAACCGUGGCCUAUGGACAGUACCUGCUCAAGCUGCGUUUGGUACUCACCAAGGGAAAGGUUGCCCGGAAUCACCUUCAGUAACUCAUAGUGCCCUCGUGCAAGACUCUGCUCAUCCAUGGACAGUCGCCGUCUCAGGAGCAAACAUACAGGCAGCAGUGCAGCAGCAUCGAGUAUUUUCUGGCCCAGCAAAUACUGCCCUAGAUGGUCGGUACAAUGGUGAGCAAAAUCCAUAUUUAAAUGGGAUUAACUUUGCCCCUCGUCGCUCGAUUACGCAAAUGAGUCGACCUACAGCCUACUUCCCACCGAUGCCGGCCUCUUGGGCGCCAUUCAAUGGGAAGUCCGCAUACACCACCCCUUCCAUCAAUUCUUACCAGCAGGUUGGGCUCUAUCAGAUCCCUCAGUAUCAACCACGUCCUAUUGGAACCCCCCUCUCUCCUACAGCAGCAGAAUUCACUUCUAAUAGCACGCCCGCUGACACAUGGACUGGAACAGCUAGUACCGGAGCAGCUGCAACAUAUGUGACACCGCUAGAACCAAUAAAUUAUCGCCGUUUGCUUGACAAGAAUGUCUCUUGCGACUGGAAGUACAUAGUCGAUAAGAUUGUCUGUAGCAGUGAUCAACAGGCGUCCAUUUUUCUGCAGCAGAAGCUCAAAGUUGGGACAGUUGAGCAGAAGUAUGAUAUCAUAGAAGCCAUCGUGAACCAGGCGUAUCCUUUGAUGAUUAACCGCUUUGGGAACUUUUUGGUUCAGCGUUGCUUUGAACACGGGACCCCUGAGCAGGUCAUUGCCAUAGCCAAUGCUAUCAAAGGAAACACCUUAAGCCUUAGCAUGGAUGCAUUCGGAUGUCACGUCGUUCAGAAAGCCUUUGACUGUGUGCCUGAGGAACACAAGGCUGCGAUGGUCCAUGAGUUGCUACGACGAAUCCCGGAAACAGUAAUCCAUCGCUAUGCUUGCCAUGUAUGGCAGAAACUAUUCGAGUUGCGAUGGAAUGGAGAGCCCCCGCAGAUAAUGACGAAGGUUAACGAGUCAUUACGAGGCAUGUGGCAUGAGGUGGCAUUGGGUGAGACUGGUAGUUUGGUCGUGCAGAACAUAUUCGAGAAUUGUGUUGAAGAUGAGAAGCGCCCCGCGAUUGAAGAAGUUCUGGCCAAUAUCGACCUUCUCUCACACGGUCAAUUCGGUAAUUGGUGUAUCCAACACAUCUGCGAGCACGGAGCUACACAUGACAAGAACCGUGCAAUCGAGCACAUCUUACACUGGUCUGCGGAUUACAGUAUGGAUCAGUUCGCUUCCAAGGUUGUCGAAAAGUGUUUGAAGAUUGGCGGCCCCGAGUUUCUGGACCGUUAUCUGGCAAGAAUUUGUACAGGGCGUGCUGACCGACCUCGCAUGCCUCUGAUUGAUAUUUCUGGAGACCAAUAUGGCAAUUAUUUGAUCCAGUGGAUCUUGAUCCACGCUGCACCUCAUCAGCGUGAGUUGGUUGCUACACAUAUCAGAAAACACAUGGUGUCGUUGAGAGGCUCGAAAUUUGGUUCUCGUGUGGCUAUGCUGUGCUGCAAUCCUUCUCACGCAACUCGACCUGGUCCUGGAGCUGGAGUGCAAGCGAACACCAGAUAUGCAAACUCCAGUGACGAUCGCCUGCAGGUAUCCAAUAGCUCUGGGAAUCGUUUCAACCGAAACAACAGCAAUUGGGGACCAACCUUUCCUCCAUUUCGUUGA
Molecule: messenger RNA, 2370 nt
Organism: Talaromyces proteolyticus
Lineage: Eukaryota; Fungi; Ascomycota; Eurotiomycetes; Eurotiales; Trichocomaceae
Product: Pumilio-family RNA binding repeat domain protein
Exons: 7
Coding region: 1-2370 (789 amino acids)
Biological process (GO): post-transcriptional regulation of gene expression
Cellular component (GO): cytoplasm
Molecular function (GO): mRNA 3'-UTR binding
Source: RefSeq, a predicted model, not a curated record